Messenger RNA from Geodia barretti, 2975 nucleotides. The record is from the annotation of a GenBank genome assembly. Lineage: Eukaryota; Metazoa; Porifera; Demospongiae; Tetractinellida; Geodiidae.
GAGGGUGUGGCUCUCCCGACGUACUGGACGGCGGGUCUACCGCUUAGGCGCUACCCCCACCACCUAGAUGAGAGAGAAUGUCUGCCACUGUGAGGGACAUUGGAGAGAAAAAGCUGGUGGCGGUGGCUCACUACCUGGAUGGAUUUCCCCCGCUGGCCACCGGGCAGAAGGUGGAAGACGUGGAGCAGUAUUACAGUCUCCUCUGUGCAGAGCUCCGUCGCCUACCGCCCCCACUGGGGGCCAAGUUCACCUACACUCUCAACCAGCUAGCAGAUUAUGGGAUGGAAACUCUGAAGAUUGAUGGGAGUCCCAGUCUCCUCCUACUGACUGACCUCCAGAGGAGAGGUCUACCACUCGAGGAGUUCAUCUCCUGUCUGGAGAGAAUUGGCUGCCAAGGAGCUCUCAAUUUGUUUGCCUCUGCCACUCGACCAGAGAUCACCCAACAGCCGCAGUCUCAGAGCGUGUUGGAGGGGGAGGAGCUGAGGCUAGAGUGCCGGGCCAGGUGUAAACCAGGCACGCCCACCUUCUUCUGGUUCAGGAGGAAUGACCCCAAGUCUGACUGGGAGCCUGUCAUUGACUCCCACUCCAACAUACUGGUGAUACAGGAGGUGAAUGUGGCACACCGUGGGGACUACAUCUGCAGAGCCACCAACCCCAACAUCAAUGACCCUCAGAGAGCCAAUGUCUUCUCUGGAGAGGUGACUAUCAAGGUGGAGCCAAGGGAAUUUCAGCAGAAAAUUCCCAUCAGACAAGAGACGACAGGUGACCUAACAGAUCCACCUCCAUUUCCUCCUGUCAUCAUCUCCCAGCCCCAGCCCCUGGAGGUGGAUGACUGGUGAGCCACCCAGCCACAGUGUAGCUUUAGGGAAAUUGGAGUGGCCUAAUUUUUGCACUUGUUCAGAGAUGACCAGUAUGUCAGUUCACGGAACAGUUCGGGUAAAAUAGAGUUCCGUCAAGUGAGGGUGGAGCAUGCUGGACAGUACCAGUGCAAGAUGACCAACCCUCAGGGUGGCUUUGUCGUGUCUGACACUGUCUCACUCACUGUGGUUCCAGUGAUUGUGAUAGACCAGCAACCUCCCAAGAGUUUGCAGAGAUACAAGGAUGAGCCCAUUAGCCUCCAGUGCCGUGCUAGCAGCAAGAGAGGCCCGGUUACCUACCAGUGGUUCAGGAACAAGAAACCCAUCUAUAGAGCAACAGAGUCAGUGUUCUGUACAAAGUCCUCUGGUAGGUUCUACUGUCAGGUGGGACUGAGGGACCACCCAGAGCAGCUGCCCAUGCUAUCAUCCACCACCAGAGUCUCCAUCAACACCAUUAAGAUCACAGCUCAGCCUCAAGAUGUUGACGGAAAAAUUGGAGAGUGUGUAUCUCUUCAGUGUCAGGCUGAAUUCAGUCCUCCUCUGCCCUCCAAGGAAAAGAUAGAGUACAUGUGGCUGAUGUCAAGUACCAAGGACGGGAAGAAGGAGCCACUGCAGAAGGCCCUCCAGCCACAGCAGUCGGAGGGAACACUGCUGUUUGAGCAGCUCAAUAUCAACCACCGCGGCUACUACGUCUGUCAGGCUUGUUUCGAGAAUGAGUUUGUGGAGUCAGUGGAAGUACACCUCUCAGUCACCAUGGCCGGCGGCAUUACAAAGAGGGCCUCAGAGACAUCCUUUGUAUAUACAGGCAAAGAAGACAGCUUAAUUUUGAAAGAAGUUGGUAUCAGUUUGUUUUUUCCAGUUGCUCACUGUGAAAAAGAGAUCAGGUUUUCCGUCAAUGUAGUCAACGGGGACUAUGUCCUGCCAUCAAAAUAUCAGAACAUGCCACUAGUCAGUGCAAUGUACAAGAUUACAGCAAGUGCUAAAUUACCUGCUCCGGUCACAAUCCGAACAGACCACUGUGCUGCUCUUAAUAAGAAAGAUUCUCUAGAGUUCAUGGUUGCACGCGGGGAACCCCCUUACCACUUCAAUCCAUUACCAGGUGGAACAUUUCGAAAAUCGUACGGGGAAAUAAAAGUGUCUGAUUUUAGCGUUUUUACUGUUUUGCUAAAUAUCUGGGAUUGGAAAAUGCGGUUUGCUGUUCGUGUGUUUGAUUGCAAUGACGGCACUACAGAUUUCAUUGUGACAAAAGACAUUCCAACACACUGUACUGCGGUGAGGGAAAAGUACUGUCGUGCAAAGGAAAUAGUUGAACAAACAAGAGUUUUUUCCUUUUUGACCACUGAAAUCACUCUAAUGAUGCCAGAAACUCCCACGGGUGGAUGGAGUGUCGAGCCAGUUGUUGAGCCCCCAAUAAUAACCAUGGAAGAAAUCCAUGCAUACAAGGGCAAGGCUGGUACCAUAAUCCCAAACAUCAAACUGAAUGUGAGUUGGAAAGGAGAUAGACCAACAAAAAAAGACAAAGACACGGUAAAAAUUGGAGUGCGAGGUGUAAAGAAGUUUUCUUUUUUGAACUUGCCCUGUAAAGCAUUCCAUUCACAAUCAAUUGACACUUUUGACAGAAGGAACGAAGAAGAAGUUAAAGAGCUAGCAAGGAGAAGUAUGAAGGAUGAGAAUGGACUAAAUAGUACAAUCACUGAAGAACAUUUACUGAAAAUAAAGGAGUUCAUAUCAUGGAAAGAGGUUGGACCUCAUCUCAAAUACAUCAUAGCCGGGGACAUUAAUGACAUUGACGGAGACUUUAAAAACAUAGCGGACCAGAGACAGCGGCUAUUAAACCUCUGGGUGGAAAGAAAUUAUGGACAAGAUGUCACAUACCUUAACCUGAUCAUGGCAAUGUUGGAGGCCCAGUAAAAGGAACGAAGCUGAGGAGAGUGUGCCUUCUUCUGCCAAUAAGGAGUGUGACAUGAUGAACUUUUCUUUCUUUUAUUGUCUUUUACACCAAUGUUACUGUCAUUAAUGUUGUUCGUAUGUUUCCAGCAGAACGUGUGUGAAAGUGCAGCGAUUUGGUAUUGUGCGAUUUUUUACCAUACUGAUGUCACAAGGGGGAUGUGAUUUACU